Molecule: messenger RNA, 205 nt
Organism: Haliaeetus leucocephalus (bald eagle)
Lineage: Eukaryota; Metazoa; Chordata; Aves; Accipitriformes; Accipitridae
Gene: PET117
Product: PET117 homolog (S. cerevisiae)
Exons: 2
Coding region: 1-186 (61 amino acids)
Source: RefSeq, a predicted model, not a curated record
AUGGUGAACGUCCCUGGAGGAGGGAUUAGAGCCCGGAGGCUGCACAGCGGAGUUCUCCGAGAUCUUGAGCGUCAACGUCAGAAAAAGGAGAAUAUUCGCCUGCUGGAAGAGCAGAUUGCGUUGACAAAGCAGCUUAUGGAAGAAAGAGAGAAGGCGCGAAUGGAAGAAGGGUCCCAGCAGUCCUAGGCACAGACCUGAGUCACCA